CUUUAUCUCCAAUCUUGAACAUGAUCUUUUACAAUAUAAAUUGCGAUCUAACGGAAGGAUAAAAGUCAGUAUCAAUUUGGAAGACAUCAUAGCAUACAAGAUGAAAAUAGCUGUUGUUUUGAUGGCGUGUGUCUUUGUGUACGUGGCAAGCGAGAGCUGCACGUCAUCUUCCGGCGCAUGUAAGGCAACAAUGUGUGUCAACUCUACCGUGCAUUGCGUCGACAAUCUGUGUACAUGCUUAACAGUACAUUCACAUCAAGCAUGUAGUCUAAAAACAGAUUGUACCGGAAUUGGAGAACGUCAUUGCCGCAUGGACGCCUCUGGACAGCCUAUUCUUCAUUGCAUCGAUGGACAGUGCCAUUGUGAACACAGACAUGGUCCUUAAACUAUAUAAGACUAGACUAAUUUUUUCGUAUAGGAAAAAAUGUAUUUAAGUUUUUCAAAAUGUAAUUAACAAAAUGAAUAAUAAAAAAAUACAUAA
Molecule: messenger RNA, 481 nt
Organism: Ruditapes philippinarum (Manila clam)
Lineage: Eukaryota; Metazoa; Mollusca; Bivalvia; Venerida; Veneridae
Product: serine protease inhibitor Cvsi-2-like
Exons: 3
Coding region: 101-385 (94 amino acids)
Source: RefSeq, a predicted model, not a curated record